UUAAAAAGCUAAAUGUAAACACAAUAAAAGUGACAAUCUUGAGUGCAGUGAAAAAACUAAGCAAAGCAAAGUUACCUAUAAAAAAUGGCCACGGAGACAGAUAACAUACCACAGUGGAAGCUUGAGCUGAUCCAAAGGCGUAAAAACAAGCCAGUGGUGUCGUCCCCAGGUGGCUCGUCAUCGUCAACCUGCUCGAAGGCACCCCAGAGCUCAAAGGUAAGAACCAGUCCGAUAAAUUCCAGUGGAAGUGCAAGUGCAAGUGAAAUUCCCCAGGUUCUAAAAACCGCCACCGGUGGCGUCUCCAGUCAAGAGAAAACCGAGCCGGGAGUCGGGCAAAAGUCAGUUUGUUGCAAAAUGCGGCUAGAACCGGACGCGUAUUUACACCCGGACGGCAGCGACUGCGAAGAACUCGCUUACGGUCCGGGAAUCGUCAACAGACUCCGAAGCAAGUACUUGAACCUCACCAAGGAAAAUUUAACUGGGUCUAAUUUUCGCAGGGCCGCUAGCUUGGAGGACCUCCUGGGGGAUGACACCAGGAAGUUUGUCAAAAAAUCUCCUGCUCCCGGACCUGGACCUGGAAUUUCUCCAGGAGGUGUCGCGCUUAGGACCGAGCGAUUUAGGAACCCCUCCAGGGGAAAUGACUCGAUGAAACGCGCCAGGAGUGUUGAAACUCUGAUGAGAUACGACCUCCAGGACCCGGACAUCAUCCUCGUGGACAACUCUGUUAAAAUAGAAUCCAAGUUGACUCCUGGUGUCCUCAAGCCCAAGAGAUUGAGGCCCGUUUUGGCGGAAACUGAACGACCCCCGCCUGACCUGGUCAAGACCACCAUGAGGAUUUUUGAGUCCACUGUUAAAAAAUUUAAGCCCAGGGGGGAAGUUGCGGUUAAAGUUGCCACCUUCAAGGGGAUCAAUGACAGCAUGAAGGGAAAGAAGGUUGUCAAGGUGGGAAAAGUUCUCGGAAAUUCGGGAAAAGUCCCCGGGAAAGUUGUCCAAGAUGGGGUCGUUGUUGAAAAAAUUGUUAAAGUUUCUCAGGCUGUUAGCAAGUUUCAACAAAUUUCGGGGGAAAUUUCUGGAGAUAAAAAAUUUGAAAAGAAAGUUAAAGGAAAAGUGGGGACUUUUGAGGAAGUUAAACCUGAUGCUGGAAAAGUUUUGGGGGCUUUUGAUGGAGAACCAUUUGAUGGAAGAAAAGUGGGGGAUAUUUUGGGGAAAGUUAGAAUUUUUGAAGAAGAAAAAUUUGAUGGGAAAGUGGUCGGAAAUUUUGAAAAAGUCGUGAAUUUUAUACCAGAAUUAAUUGAUACCGGGAAAUUAGGGGAAAAUUUUCAAGAUAAACUUGAUGGAGAAAAUGUGGAAAAUUUUGGAAAAGUUAUUGAGAAAGUUGAAACUUUUGAAGAAGGAAAUUUAAAUGGUAAAGUUUUAGCAAAAAGUGAUGAGUGGAAAAUUUUAGAGGAAAGUGGAGAGUCGGGAAAGUUGGAAAUUUUGGAAAAUUUUGAAAAGUUACAAAGGUUUGAAAAUUUUGAAAAGUUAAAAAUAGUGGAAAAUUUUGAAGAAAAAAUAAAAAUUGACGUUGUGGAUACUUCGGAAAAAUUUAAAGAAAAUGAAACUUUAGAGGAUUUAGGAGUAAAGAAAAUUUCUAAAAAAUCUCAAGAAGAAAUUUCAAAAGCCGGUGAAAGUGUAAAGUUUGAUUUUAAUGAUAACAAUGAGGUGAAAAAUUAUCUCCCGGGAGUGAAUGGCGGGAGUGAAGAAAAAGAGGUCAAAACAAACGGAAAUGGGCUGGAGAAAAAUUCUUCCAAGGGGAAGGAACCCAAACAAAUUGGGAUCAUCAGGCCGUUGGUGAGCUCUAAAAGUUUGAGCUCGAGGGAGCUGGAGAAAAAUCUUAUCAACAGGGUGAAGAGUAUCGAGAGCGAGCCGACAAAGGUGGUGGUAAGUUUGAAGAACGCCGAGGAGGUCAAAAAUGGCGGGCUCUGGGACAAGCCCUGGAACCAGCAGAACAACACCAUGGUCUUUAAUUUUAGCAAUAGGAAGGAUGUGCCAGAUUAUAUUGAGAAUGAUGGGCUGAUUAUUAGGAGGAAGAGGGAGAAGACUAAGGGGGACGGAAUAAUUGUCCUAGAUGCGACCCUGGACGCCUCGACGACUGACGAUGGGGACUGGGAGCUGUCUGGAGGGCCACCCUCGCCAUGCGAUGUCGCCUUUUUUAAUGAUAAUGUACUAAUUAACGGGAGGAGUAAUUUGUCCAGGUCACCUAGAAAUCACAAGCACCGGAUACAAUUCAACGACGGAGCAACGAAGACAUUCGAGUACCCGAGUGAAGCGUCGAUGUUAGAAGACGAGGGGACAUGUGUGGACGGCGGAACAUCUUCAGAUUCUGCGACCGACAGACCAGAUUCUGGGAAUCUAGAAGACUCUGGAGGAUUGGUUACUACUGUUGUUGAGUCUCAGGCGCAGUUACAGCAGUGUAAUAUUGGAAGUGCUGCUGCUAAUCCUAUUUUGGGUGGCGGUGGCCUGGCCUCCUUCACUCCAACAAAAAUGGACUUUACCGCGGAAACAUUUGAACUCGGAGUGACCCGAACGGUGGCGCCACCUACCGAGGCUCAUCCACCACCAGAGGAGCCACCUCCGGAAGUCGAGGAGCCAAGCCCGGAAUCAGCCGCCUGGGGCGCUGAGGCAACCGCGGACCUCCUCUAUUAACCGCAAAAUUUAAAUUUUCCCCUCCCUUCCCAGUCAAAAAGCUCACUUAUUAUUUAUUCCGCAGGAUAACGGGAUCUUUUCCUAAUUUCCUCUUAUUUAUUCGUUAAAUCAUUCCAUAAGCAUUUAAUAAUAAACCCUUAGAUUAAGCUCAUCGAUCAUUAACUGCCGAGAGUCGAGACUUGCGUUUGUAAAUUAUUUAUCAGCAUAAACUUUUUGAAAAUAUUUUACACGAUAAAUUAUUCCGUUCGAGUGAUCGAUAAUUGUAUAAUCGAUAUUCAUAUUUUAUUGAUAAGGUAUCGUAGAUUUAUAUAAUUAUUCUGCCAAAGUAGAUUAAGAUUUUAUCUACUUAAAAUAAUUAAUGGUAUUUAUUGAAUUUAUUUUU
This is a messenger RNA of Cotesia glomerata, 3067 nucleotides long. RefSeq lists its product as uncharacterized. NCBI's taxonomy places the organism in Eukaryota, Metazoa, Arthropoda, Insecta, Hymenoptera, Braconidae. Bases 85 to 2685 code for a protein of 866 amino acids. Gene Ontology annotation, biological process: neuronal signal transduction; chemotaxis. Gene Ontology annotation, cellular component: rough endoplasmic reticulum membrane; nuclear membrane. The record is from RefSeq and is a predicted model, not a curated record. The transcript is spliced from 4 exons. Gene Ontology annotation, molecular function: microtubule binding.